Molecule: messenger RNA, 1823 nt
Organism: Cokeromyces recurvatus
Lineage: Eukaryota; Fungi; Mucoromycota; Mucoromycetes; Mucorales; Mucoraceae
Exons: 4
Coding region: 19-1344 (441 amino acids)
Source: RefSeq, a predicted model, not a curated record
AUUUUAUUUUAUUUUAAAAUGAAUGAAAUUCAACAAAAAUAUAUUCAACUCGUUAAAGAAAUUACACGAUUGCAAUGGGUUCGGGAAUCUUUACCUUCACAUUCAAAAUAUUAUGAAGGCUUAAAAAAAAAGCUUUUAAAGCAAAUCGGCUUAAAAGAAUUUUCCGAAAAAGAAUUGAGAAAUUAUCAAAAUGAAAAAGAUAAUCAACAUCAUUAUUCAAUAUCAAAACUUGGAUUGUUCAAGACGAAUGAUACACCAACAACAACAACUACUUCCUCUACUAAUUUGAUUGAAUCUGUAAAGUUUUAUGAAAACGCAAUUCAGCAAUUACAGGCGCAGAUUGAUCAAGCGAAAAUCAUGAUGGAUGAAUUAAAGGAAGAAAGAAUAAAACUCGAUAAAUUAUGUAAUGAAUUACAUGUGUUAUAUGAACAAGUUAUUAUAGAUGACCCUGAAGACCCCACUUUCAUAUUUGAACAGCAUUUAAAAAAUGAAGUAGAGCAGUUAUCCAAUAAUAUUCCUAAUAUUGAAGAUAAGAUUAAGAAAUAUACAGUAGCUCAAGAUAAAUUAUAUAGAGCAAGAGAAUUAAUAGAAACAGCAAUGAAAUCAUUACCUGGUGCUUCUACUUUUAUGGAUAGACAAGCAAUAGUAGCAAAGCAAAUACAUAAUAAUCCAACCUCUUUAUUUGGUAAAUCAGUAUUAGUUUCUUCUGCUAUAAUGGAACCAAUUCAUAAUGUAGAAAAGAUAGCACAACAAUCUUAUCAACUUGUUAAGGAGGCAAGUGAGAUAUGUCCAGACGUACCACUCAUACCGAAUACUAUGUUACGAAAAGAAGAAUCAAAUGUUGUUUAUAUUUUAACUACUUAUCGAGGAUAUCGUCUCAAGAUAGAAUAUGUAUUAAGAACUCAAGUUAACCCAAGACUUCAUAGAUUUGAAAAUCAAUUAGCAAUGACAAAAUAUCAUUAUGAACAACGUGUAAUUGAAUGGACAAAUCAUCAAAUUUUAUCUUUAGAAAGUUAUUUAAGAUUGAAUGGGUAUUUAGUGAACGAAAGUUUAGAAAGAGAGAUUAGCAUGUUACGUAUGGGCUCAAGAGCAGCUUUAGCAGCAGUAGCGUCAGAGACAAGUGAAAGAGUCACAGUUGAUGACGCAUUAGAGAUAUCAUCAGAUCAUCCUACUAUUUUACCAGAAUACACCAUAGAUAACCGUCAUUUAAGAGAUGAACAAAAUAACGUAUCAAUCAUAACAAGUCAUAAUAAUGCAGAUGAAUCUUCUAAUAUUAAUUUACCUGCCUAUUAUUCAUCAGAGCAACCUGCUGAUGAUUUACCUCCACCAGCUUACACAAGAUAAACUUUCAUCUACCAGUAUACCAGCUUUAGUUAUCAUGUGUGUGUGUGUUUUCUUUUUGAAUUGAAUACUAUAGUAGACAAUAAAGAUAAUUAUCCUCCUUUGUCUAUAAAGAAGAAUCUUAAUGUUGCACUUGGAUAUAUGUAAAUAAGAUUACGAUGAUAGCAUUAUAAGACAUGCCAUAUCCUAACGCUUCUCUUUAGCAUUGACCUUUUUAUAUCUGGAAGUUUAUGAGUGUGGCUGAUAUUAAACUAUUAUUGAAGUGAAAAGUACAAUUCCAAAUAAAUAGUGAAUUUAAGAAAUCCAUUUUUUUUAUAUACAUGUAAGGUUUAAAAACUUCAAUUUUAUUAAUGGUUUUGUAGAGAAAAAAAAAACCCCUUCCCAGAUAGCAGAUCUUCGUAGUAGUUAAUAACUUUUAAUAAAACCCGCUUAGUUAAUGGAAGAAACCGGGUAAAGUAGAAUGAUCACCACAAAGAAUGCUG